AACGAAUUAAAAUGUUUUCUAUCGCGUCUAUUUAGAUGGUGUUUUUGUUUAAAUUUGAUUAAAUUACCAUCACAAACAUUGAGAAAGCAAUAUUACGCUGAGUCGGUGUAAAAAAUGGCUCCAAAGGCCCAAAAUAUACCCCUACAAUCCACAUUGGGGAUGAAAUAUCCAACUUACAGAGAUUUACGUUUAAAAAACACAGAUAUUUGGCUCGAGGGUAAACGUAUUGAUGAUGGGGCCGAGGGUUUGUGGAGAAUCCAUGACGAUUUAUAUGAUUUAAACGAUUUUAUAGACAAACACCCUGGUGGGGCGUUUUGGUUGAAAAUGACCAAAGGAACUGAUAUUACAGAAGCUUUCGAAGUUCAUCAUAUUUCGGAUUCUCCGGAAAAGCUUCUUCCUAAAUACUGGAAAAGGAAGGCUAAAACUUCACGAAAUUCGCCAUUUAGUUUUAAGGACGAUGGUUUUUAUAGAACACUUAAAAGAAAAGUUCGCCCCCUUCUCAAAGACCUUCCAAAAAGAGAUAGUCGUUGGUCAAACUUUUAUUCGGAUAUAAUGGCAUUUGGUUUGUUUCUUUUUGGAGUUUUGGCCACCCGUUAUAUUGAUUUCUAUUUUGCGACUAUUUGCGGUAUUUUAAUGGCUUUGGUAACUAUAGCAGGCCAUAAUUAUAUGCAUCGAAAAGACAACUGGAGGAUGUAUUAUCCCGAUUUGUCUUUGCUGCAGUCACGCGAAUUUCGGAUGUUUCACAUUUUUAGUCAUCACUUGUAUACUAACACAAUUGCGGACUUGGAAAUUUCACUUCACGAACCUAUAAUGGAAUUUUUGCCCAAAAGAAAGUCGUUUGUACACAGGUAUCUGUCAAUAAUAUAUGCGCCAUUUUACUGGCUUACCUUAAAUCACAUAGGAGUCAUAAAAAGGAUACUCAUUUUUCUUGUUUUGAAACGAACUUCUCAUUUUGGUUUUCACGAUUUGGUUUCUUUUUUUCCUCUGUUGGUUAUGUACGUGUUGGGUGAGCAGCCAUUUUGGAUUGCAUUUAAAAUGUGGUUUACCGCCACUUUAGUUGCCAGUUUAUAUUUCAAUUUAAUCGGUUUUACAGCAGCUCAUCAUCAUCCCAAAAUAUUCCACGACGGGGAUAAACCAAGACCAGAAAUACCUUUCGAUUGGGGUUUAGGACAAUUAGAUGCUGUAAUGGAUAGAUUUGAAAUAGAUGGUUCUCAUUUUCUAAUUCUUACCAACUUUGGAAACCAUGCGCUGCAUCAUUUCUUUCCCACUUUAGACCAUGGCCAAUUAAAAUACCUCGAACCUGUGUUUCAAGAAACUUUGAAAGAAUUUAAUAUUAAAUUAAGAAAAACUACAAUACCCACUUUGAUGUUGGGAAUGUUCAAACAAAUUACAAAUGCAGAUCCUAAUUCUGAUCCACCUGAAUUAUAUUUAAAGUCGCAGAAACGAAAUUAGUAAAGUAAAAAAAUAAAAUAAAAUUUGUACAACGAUUAAAUAUAGAAAUUUGUGUGACUUAAUAUGCUGUUAAAAUAAAAAUUUAAAGCAAAAACAUUUGAGACUGCUAAAAGAUUGUACAUAGAGGUUUACUGAUUUAUUGGUCAUUUUAAAAAAUAUAAAUGAUUUUUACUUGAAGAACAAUAAUCGUCUACAUUGUUAAUGAUUUUUAAUAAAUAAUUCUGGGGGCAAACUAAGCAGUUAGAUAAACAUUUUUUGGUUUGUAGAUUACAUAAUUAUUGUUUUAUUUAUUGUUGCAUAAAAUUAUACCAACAUAACGGUACCUUCAUACAUUUUUGCUACAUAGACAAGUGAUAUAUUAUUAUUAGUCAAAGCAAAUAGCAAGCAACAAGGAAUACUUAUAAUAAAAGUGUUGUUGUUAAUUGUUGAAUUGUUAUUGGUAGGUAUGUUCCGUAAAAAAUAAAAAUUGCAUUGACUUUCAUUUAUUAUGUUACUAUAGGCUAUUAGUAACAAAGCGUACAUUUUCUAAUGAGUGGGAAGUGAGAAUCAAGAAGUUUAAUAUCAUUACAUUGGGUACGUGAUGAUGCGCCUGCUCUGUUCUGUAACAGUACGGUGAAGGGUGUAUCAUUUAGACAGUUUCUGGUUCCUGUGCAUUUAAAUGUUUUAAGAUGUUUUUAAUCGGAAAUUUUCGAAUUCGGGACAUUAAGUGUACAUAGUUAAUUGCAGUGCAGUUUUUUGAUCAUGAAAAAUAGAGACAAUAAAAAG
Molecule: messenger RNA, 2217 nt
Organism: Agrilus planipennis (emerald ash borer)
Lineage: Eukaryota; Metazoa; Arthropoda; Insecta; Coleoptera; Buprestidae
Product: cytochrome b5-related protein-like
Exons: 5
Coding region: 115-1452 (445 amino acids)
Biological process (GO): lipid metabolic process
Cellular component (GO): mitochondrion
Molecular function (GO): heme binding
Source: RefSeq, a predicted model, not a curated record